This is a messenger RNA of Camelus dromedarius (Arabian camel), 1628 nucleotides long. Its product is annotated as adhesion G protein-coupled receptor B1. Gene Ontology annotation, cellular component: plasma membrane. Bases 147 to 1148 code for a protein of 333 amino acids. Gene Ontology annotation, molecular function: G protein-coupled receptor activity. The transcript has 4 exons. NCBI's taxonomy places the organism in Eukaryota, Metazoa, Chordata, Mammalia, Artiodactyla, Camelidae. The record is from RefSeq and is a predicted model, not a curated record.
AUCCUUCCUGGAGUCCACACCCAGCUACCUGGGCCUGGAGGGCUGUGAUGAGGUGCUGAGGCUCUGCGAUUCCUCGGGGCCGCUGGCCUUCCUGCAGGCCAGCAAGCAGUUCCUGCAGAUGAAGGGACAGCUGCUGCCACAGAACGAUGAUCCUGGGCUCCAGGGCGGGGCCCUCCCACCCCAGCAACAGCUUCUCCGUGGAACAGCUGGUCAUGGGCAACCACAACCCCCGUGACGUGGCUGGUGGUCCUGAGAACUGCCUCACCAGCCUGACCCAGGAUGGGGCAGGGAUGCGCUCAGCCGCUGCUGGCAGCCCCAGGCUGGCGUCCAGGCCCCGGAUGUUAGGAGCCACUGCUGCCCCUUGGUCGCCUGAAGCCCUCUUUCUUCCUGCCUCCGCUCAGAGCUCUGCAACCUGGCCCGAGCCCAGCCUGGCCCUACUCGCUGCCAGACCCUGGCAUGUCAAGGCCUGGCCCACGCCUGCCUGCUCAGCCCGUGGAACCCUGGCGGCCCCACCAGCUAGGAUGAGGGGCCAGGCCACUGCCCUGGGCGCCCUGUGGGUUUUCCAUCCGCUGCUGCUGCUGCUUGGGCGCCAGCCAAGUGUGGCCUCAGAGACAGAUGUGCGUCCUGGGGUGGGCCGUACCCCAUGCUGGUGCAGGGCAAGUUCUUCAGGUACUUCUUGGGUGGCCACUGAGUUCUCUGCCAGUGCUUCACGCUGCUCCUGGACCCUGUGCAACCCGAACCUGCCCCGCUACAAGCUCUGCAUGAAAGUGGCCACGGUGCCCGCCUGCAGCAGCCCCGCCUGUGUUGGAAUCUACCAGUUGGAAUCCUUCCUGGAGUCCACACCCAGCUACCUGGGCCUGGAGGGCUGUGAUGAGGUGCUGAGGCUCUGCGAUUCCUCGGGGCCGCUGGCCUUCCUGCAGGCCGGCAAGCAGUUCCUGCAGAUCAAGAGACAUCAGCUGCCACUGGAUGAUGACACCAGGCCCUCCCACCCCAGCGACAACUUCUCCGUGGAACAGCUGGUCAUGGGCAACCACAACCCCCGUGACGUGACUGGUGGCCCUGAGAACUGCCUCACCAGCCUGACCCAGGAUGGGGCGGGGAUGCGCUCAGGUUUGAUUUGGAAUCCUGAGGAAAGGGUGUCAUUUUGAGCGGCUUUUCCUCAUCACACAGCACGUCCCCUCCGUGGGUUUCUCCUACACACCCCGGGGUGGCUUCUCUCUGUUGGGGCCCAUGCCAGGAAUGCUAGCUUCUUGAAAUCACUGAGGAAAGGAAGAGCUAUGCUUGGAAGAAAAUGGUAUCUGAAGCACAGAGCUGGACUCCGGAAAUGCUCCCGUUUCCGUGGAAACAGUAUCCCAAGAACACAGGCUGGACACGGCGGGGGAGGGGGCUGUAGGUCAUCCUGUCUGCCUUCUAACCUCCUAUCACUGUGGGCAAUACCAGAAGGAGCCCAGGCGUUCCCUCCAUCUUCCCCAGUGGUCUGGCAGGAGGGUUACAGCACCCAUCACCCAUGAGGAGAUGAGCUUGCGGACUGCUGUCUCUGAUGACCAGAAUAGAGCCUGGCAUCAGUGAAAGCUUUAUAAACGUGUGUUGAACGAAUAAAGGACAUUGAAGGAGCAUGCAGUGUUUCA